This is a messenger RNA of Paraphaeosphaeria sporulosa, 914 nucleotides long. RefSeq lists its product as uncharacterized. The record is from RefSeq and is a predicted model, not a curated record. The transcript is spliced from 3 exons. Bases 189 to 740 code for a protein of 183 amino acids. Lineage: Eukaryota; Fungi; Ascomycota; Dothideomycetes; Pleosporales; Didymosphaeriaceae.
UUCACGAGAAGGACUGGUGCGAAAGGCACGGUAGCUGAACGGACGUUUAAGAGCAGAGGGAAGCACGCGAGACCGGGCGAGGACGACACCAGCGCAUACUUCUCUCCGCGAGCGCUGCACCGCAUCAUAGUUCAAAUCCCCCACAUCGCAUCGCAGGGGCGUUUUAAGAAGAAAGGCAAAAUAACACAAUGGCGCGCACAGUCGUCGGCUCCGCGGUCGUGGUGCGCGAGAAGUUCUUCUGGCCGGAUGCCCAGCUCAACUUCUGGACCAUCGUCAUGCUCGCUACCGCGGGCACGAUUUUGGGCGUCUUUGCCGAGUUUCUAGUAAUUCAGAAUAGGAUGCAGCAGGCGAUUCCUUGGAUAAUACCCUACGGCAUCACCGUCGGCGCGCUGACCAUCGCCUGGAUCCUCGUCAUGCUCGUCCUCAUCGCGCAGCGCCGCCUGCUCCCGGGCGUCGUCAUGCUCUUCAGUUUCAUCCUGCUCGUGCUCUUCAUCGCGGGCAUCGUCGGGACGGCACUGAACCUCUUCGCCGGCCCGAACAUAAGCAACCAGUGCAAUACCUACGUCAACAAUGUCUCGAGUCAGCAGUAUGGGAGCAGUGUGGAGACGCUAGCGUGGCUGCAGCAGAAUAAUAUUUGCCAGUGCUGGAACGCCGCCUUCGCCUUCUGGAUCAUCGGCACCGUCUUCUUCGUCUGGAUCAUGGUCAUGGCGAGCCAGGUCAACCAGAACCAGUACGGCUAGGGGCCGCUGUGGUUCGACGUCUUAUGUCAUCUCCUUCGGCCGGUUUCGUUAAUGUAUUAUUGAUGCGAUGUAUGCGAUGUAUGCGAUGUAUGCGAUGCAGACGUAUAUGAACAUGGGCGCAUUUGCGCGGCGUUAACAGGAUGUGAUUAAGAUACCGCUAUAUGCAUGGGUGGG